Molecule: messenger RNA, 7868 nt
Organism: Nerophis ophidion (straightnose pipefish)
Lineage: Eukaryota; Metazoa; Chordata; Actinopteri; Syngnathiformes; Syngnathidae
Gene: klhl42
Product: kelch-like family, member 42
Exons: 3
Coding region: 377-1795 (472 amino acids)
Molecular function (GO): protein binding
Source: RefSeq, a predicted model, not a curated record
AGCGGCGGUGGCAGCACAAGAAGCCACGAAGAAGACAACCAAAACAACUCUAGCUUUAACAGCUGAGCACAGGACGCGGAACAUGACCCAAAAGUCACCAAAACCGAUGUCUGAAUAUCUCCCGUCUGGGGGAAAACAUCCGUGAUCAUCGGCCGAGUUUUUAAGGACAACUCUCGGGUGAUGUUAACGCGUGGAAAUUGCUCUUUGUCACUGUUGUUAGCCGCUUAGCUGAAUGAAAGUUGCUCCAUGUCGACCUGUGGGCCGGACAUGACCAUAUAAGGACUGCCACUGCUCUGUGGUGGCAUGUAAUCGCUGCGCAUGUAAACAACAACAAAAACAGCGAGGGUAGGAGUGAAAACUCUAAACUUGUGCCAACAUGUCUUCAGACCAGAUGAUCGCCAUCGUCAUGGAGGACAAGAUCUACGAGGUGGACAAGAAGAAGCUGAUCGAGAAGAGCGACUACUUCCGGGCGCUGUACAGCUCCGGCAUGAAGGAGUCCACGGAGGACUCCGUGCAGCUGCGGGGCCUCAGCGUCCCCGGCCUGGAGCUGGUCUUGGACUUCAUCAACACCUCCAAGGUGGAGGUCGCCAACGAGACCCUGGAGGAUCUGAUCGAGACCGCGUCCUUCCUGCAGGUCACCGCCAUCCUCAAGCUCCUCGCCGCCGAGAUCCGGCUGGAGAACUGCGUGGAGCUCUACGGCCUCUCCGAGGUCUACGGCGCGCACGAGCUGCACCGCGCCUGCCUCAAGUACAUGAGCUGCCACUAUCACCCCGUGAUGAGGCGGCCCGAGUUCGGCCGCCUGCCCCGCGCCGUCAGGGACCAGGUGAGGGAGAUGCGCAUGAAGGGCAGCGCCACCCUGGUGGUCAUCGGGGACUUCACCUGCCUCUGCCUGGACGUGCUGGACCACGGCGAGGCCUGGUCCAUGCUGAGGUACGGCGAGGCGGAGCAGCGCUGGAAGCCUUUGGCCAACAACUUGCCUCCGGACAUGAUCAACGUCAGAGGCUACGGCUCGGCCGUCCUGGACAACUACCUCUUCGUCGUCGGGGGUUACAGGACCACCAGCCAGGAGAUCUCCGCUGUGCACUGCUACAACCCCUGCAGGAACGAGUGGAACCAGGUGGCGCCGCUCAACCAAAAAAGGUCCAACUUCAAGCUGCUGGCGGUCCAGGGGAAGCUGUACGCGGUGGGGGGCCAGUGUUUGGGCACGGUGGAGUGUUACAGCCCCGAGAACGACUUCUGGACUUGCGUGACGUCCAUGCCGGACCCGCUGUCCGAGUUCUCCGCCUGCGAGUGCCAGGGGAUGAUCUACAUCAUGGGUGGAUACACCGCACGAGACAGGAACACCAAACUCCUCCGCUACUGCCCCGCCUCCGACACCUGGGCGGCGUUCCGACCGUGCUCGGCGCACGUCCGCAAACAGCAGAUGCUCUCGGUGGAGGACAUCAUCUACCUGGUGGGGGGCUACACCCACGAACUGGGGCCGCAGCUCCAGCAGCAGCAGCGGCGCCUCAGCCAGACGGAGGACGUGCUCACCGUGCAGUCCUACAACGUGACCACGGGCGAGUGGCUCCUCCUGAAGGAGAACACGUCCAAGUCGGGUCUGAAUCUGACCUGCGCGCUGCACAACGACGGCAUCUACGUCAUGAGCCGCGACGUGGGCCUGACCACCAGCUCGGAGCACCGCGUCUUCCUCAAGUACAACAUCUUCUCCGACGCCUGGGAGGCCUUCAGGCGCUUCCCGGCGCUGGGACAGAACAUGCUGCUGUGCUCGCUGUACCUCCCCAACGUGCUCUGACGGAGGGAGAACCGCAGGGAACACGAGCCGGGGCCGCGCGGUGCCAACGCAGGCCAGCGGGUGGCGGGCUUGCGCCUCGUACGUAGCACUCCAAACCAAACCAACUACUUUAAGGCCUACUGAAAGCCACUACGACCGACCACGCAGUCUGAUAGUUUAUGUAUCAAUGAUGAAAUAUUAACAUUGCAACACAUGCCAAUACUUAGUUUACUAAAAUGCAAUUUUAAAUUUCACGCCAAACUAUCCUGCUGAAACGUCGCAGUAUGAUGACGCGUGCGCGUUACGUCACGCAUUGUAGAGGACAUUUUGUUCCAGCGCCGUUCACAGCUAUAAGUCGUCUGUUUACAUCGCAUAAUUCCACAGUAUUCUGGACAUCUGUGUUGCCGAAUCUUUUGCCAUUUGUUCAAUGAAUAAUGGAGACGUCAAAGAAGAAAGCUGUAGGUGGGAAGCGGUGUAUUGCGGCCGGCUUUAGCAACACAAACACAGCCAGUGUUCCGACAUCUCUGUUUUUAAAGGCCUACUCAAAGCCACUACUAACGGCCGGGUUAGUUUAUUAAAUUGCAAUUUUAAAUUUCGCGCCAAACUAUCCUGCUGAAACGUCGCGGUGUGAUGAGGUGUGCACGUGACGUCACGCAUUGUAGAGGACGUUUUGUUCCAGCACCGUUCACAGCUAUAAGUCGUCUGUUUACAUCGCAUAAUUCCACAGUAUUCUGGACUUCUGUGUUGCUGAUACUUUUGCAAUUUGUUCAAUGAAUAAUGGAGACGUCAAAGAAGAAAGCUGUAGGUGGGAAGCGGUGUAUUGCGGCCGGCUUUAGCAACACAAACACAGCCAGUGUUCCGACAUCUCUGUUUUUAAAGGCCUACUCAAAGCCACUACUAGCGACCACGCAGUCUGAUAGUUUAUAUAUCAAUGAUGAAAUAUUAACAUUGCAACACAUGCCAAUACGGCCUUUUUAGUUUACUAAAUUGCAAUUUUAAAUUUCGCGCCGAACUAUCCUGCUUAAACGUCGCGUUAUGAUGACGCGUGCGCGUGACGUCACACAUUGUAGAGGACGUUUUGUUCCAGCACCGUUCAUAGCUAUAAGUCGUCUGUUUACAUCGCAUAAUUCCACAGUAUUCUGGACAUCUGUGUUGCUGAAUCUUUUGCAAUUUGUUCAAUGAAUAAUGGAGACGUCAAAGAAGAAAGCUGUAGUUGGGAAGCGGUGUAUUGCGGCCGCCUUUAGCAACACAAACACAGCCGGUGUUUCAUUGUUUACAUUCCCGAAGGUGAAGCUUUACUAUGGAACAAAGCGGUCAAGCAAACACGGUUGGAUUGGACCACACACACAAAGUACAGUGUAUUAUGCAGCGAUUAUUUCAAAAGAUUGUGUUUCUAACCCUUGCGAAGGGCAGAGAUGGGCAUCGCCACCACCUGUCGACUGGUGCUGAAGAAAAGUGCGGGACCGACCUUCAGGUUGUACAGGUACGACCAUAUAAUCUCACUAAAACACUAGUAACACAAUAAGCAGAUAAGGGAUUUUCCAGAAUGAUCCUAGUAAAUUUGUCUAAUAAUCUCCGAAUCGCUUUUUUUUCUUUUUUCUAGUCCUUCACUCUCACUUUCCUCAUCCACAAAUCUUUCAUCCUCGCUGAAAUUAAUGAGGGAAUCGUCGCUUUCUCGGUCCGAAUCGCUCUCGCUGCUGGUGGCCAUGAUUGUAAACAAUGUUCAGAUGUGAGGAGCUCCACAACCCGUGACGUCACGCGCACAUCGUCUGCUACUUCCUGUACAGGCAAGGCUUUUUUAUUAGCGACCAAAAGUUGCAAACUUUAUGGUUGAUGUUCUCUACUAAAUCCUAUGGCAAUAUGGCGAAAUGCUCAAGUAUGACACAUAGAAUGGACCUGCUAUCCUCGUUUAAAUAAGAAAAUCUCAUUUCAGUAGGCCUUUGGCAGGAGUCUCCUUUGCUUUGGCAUCGAUUGGAUUCUCUUUGCCUAAAAUAAAGCAACAUUCCAUCAUGCUAAAGUCUAAAUGUAGGAAAACCGCUUUGGUUUUACCCAUCAACCAUUCACACAUAUGGUUUUCUACACCAAAAUUCAUCCAUUUCUACUUCUUCUUCUUCUCCAGAUUUUGGCAAACUCUACCUUUCACAUUUUUCAUCCGAUUCAAACCGUUCCAACUUCAAACUGUUCAGCCUAUUCGGGAAUGGCGGGCUUUCCCUUGACAAAUUCCAAAAAUUCCCAAAUUUUCCAGAAUUCCUGUUUUUCCGGAACAUUUUUUCCAUUCAAAAUGAAUUGGCCAUUUUUCAAACUUCUACCAUUUCCACAUUUUUCAUCCCAUUCAAACCAUUCCAACUUCAAAUUGUUCAGCUUGUUUGAGAAUGGCGGGCUUUCCCUUGACAAAAUUCCAAAAAUUCCCUAAUUUUCCAAAUUUCCUGGUUUUCCAGGACAUUUUUUCCAUUCAAAAUGAAUUGGCCAUUUUUCAAACUUCCACCAUUUCCACAUUUUUCAUCCGAUUCAGACCAUUCCAACUUCAGACUGUUCAGCCUCUUUGGGAAUCGCGGGCUUUCCCUUGACAAAUUCCAAAAAUUCCCAAAUUUUCCAAAUUUCCUGGUUUUCCAGGACAUUUUUUCCAUUCAAAAGGAAUUGGCCAUUUUUCAAACUUCCACCAUUUCCACAUUUUUCAUCCCAUUCAAACCAUUCCAACUUCAAACUGUUCAGCCUAAUCGUGAAUCGCGGGCUUUCCCUUGACAAAUUCCAAAAAUUACCAGUUUUUCCAGAAUUCCCUUUUUUUCAUUCAUUUUCUCUAUUCAAAAUGAAUUGGCCAUUUUUCAAACUUCUACCAUUUCCAUAUUUUUCAACCAGUUCAAACCAUUCCAACUUCAAACUGUUUUUGGGAAUCACUUGCUUUCCCUUGACAAAAUUCUCAGAUUUUCCAGAAUUCCUGUUUUUCCAGGACAUUUUUCAAACUUCCACCAUUUCCACAUUUUUCAUCCCAUUCAAACCAUUCCAACUUCAAAUUGUUCAGCGUAUUUGAGAAUGGCGGGCUUUCCCUUGACAAAAUUCCAAAAAUUCCAUAAUUUUCCAAAUUUCCUGGUUUUCCAGGACAUUUUUCCCAAACUGUUUUCGGGAAUCACUUGCUUUCCCUUGACAAAAUUCUCAGAUUUUCCAGAAUUCCUGUUUUUCCAGGACAUUUUUCAAACUUCCACCAUUUCCACAUUUUUCAUCCCAUUCAAACCAUUCCAACUUCAAAUUGUUCAGCGUAUUUGAGAAUGGCGGGCUUUCCCUUGACAAAAUUCCAAAAAUUCCCUAAUUUUCCAAAUUUCCUGGUUUUCCAGGACAUUUUUUCCAUUCAAAAUGAAUUGGUCAUUUUUCAAACUUCCACCAUUUCCACAUUUUUCAUCCGAUUCAAACCGUUCCAACUUCAAACCGUUCCAACUUCAAACUGUUCAGCCUAAUCGGGAAACGCGGGCUUUCCCUUGACAAAUUCCAAAAAUUCCCAGUUUUUCCAGAAUUCCUGGUUUUUCAUUCAUUUUCUCUAUUCAAAAUGAAUUGGCCAUUUUUCAAACUUCUACCAUUUCCAUAUUUUUCAACCAGUUCAAACCAUUCCAACUUCAAACUGUUUUUGGGAAUCACUUGCUUUCCCUUGACAAAAUUCUCAGAUUUUCCUGAAUUCCUGUUCUUCCAAGACAUUUUUUCCAUUCAAAAUGAAUUGGCCAUUUUUCAAACUUCCACCAUUUUCACAUUUUUCAUCCCAUUUAAACCAUUCCAACUUCAAAUUGUUCAGCUUGUUUGGGAAUGGCGGGUUUCCCUUGACAAAAUUCCCAAAAUUCCCAGAUUUUCCAAAUUUCCUGGUUUUCCAGGACAUUUAUUCCAUUCAAAAUGAAUUGGCCAUUUUUCAAACUUCCACCAUUUCCACAUUUUUCAUCCGAUUCAGACCAUUCCAACUCCAGACUGUUCAGCCUCUUCAGGAAUCGCGGGGUUUCCCUUGACAAAUUCCCCAAAUUCCCAUUUUUUUUUAGAAUUUUAGGUUUUCUGGAACAUUUUUCCUAUUCAAAAUUAAUUGGCCAAUUUUCAAACUUCUACCAUUUCCAUAUUUUUCAACCAGUUCAAACCAUUCCAACUUCAAACUUUUUUGGGGAAUCACUUGCUUUCCCUUGACCAAAUUCUCAGAUUUUCCAGAAUUCCUGUUUUUCCAAGACAUUUUUUCCAUUCAAAAUGAAUCGGCCAUUUUUCAAACUUCCACCAUUUUCACAUUUUUCAUCCCAUUUAAACCAUUCCAACUUGAAAUUGUUCAGCUUAUUUGGGAAUGGCGGGCUUUCCCUUGACAAAAUUCCCAAAUUUCCUGGUUUUCCAGGACAUUUUUUCCAUUCAAAAUGAAUUGGCCAUUUUUCAAACGUCCACCAUUUCCACAUUUUUCAACCGAUUCAAACCAUUCCAACUUCAAACUGUUCAGCCUAUUCGGGAAUGGUGAACUUUCCCUUGAUAAAAUUCCAAAAAUUCCCAGAUUUUCCAGAAUUCCUGGUUUUCCAGGAAAUUUUUCAAUUCAAAAUGAAUCGGCCAUUUUUCAAUUGUCCACCAUUUCCACAUUUUUCAACCAAUUCAAACCAUUCCGACUUCAAUAUGUUCCGCCUAUUCGGGAAUGGCGGGCUUUCCCUUGACAAAAUUCCCAAAAAUCCCAGAUUUUCCAGAAUUUCUGGUUUUCCAGGACAUUUUUCCCAUUUAAAAUAGGCUAUUUUUCAAACUUCCACAAUUUCCACAUUUUUCAACCGAUUCAAACUAUUGCAACAUCAACACAUUCCACUCAUCCUGGACUUUCAAAGUAACACUUUCCAUAGUUCCAAACCAAAUUCUGUUUUUUGUGGAAAUUCAAACUCUUCAACAUUCAAACCAUCCCAACAUUCAAACUACAUUCUGUCAGCAUUUCACUUCAAUUUCAGCAACGUAGACUCAUCUAAUUCCUUUUGCGAUGUUACUUGCGUUUUUGAUUCCACAACAUUUCAUCGCACACGUGCCUUCUCCUUCGGGAACCGGAUCCAAGAACAGCACAGAGAAAUUGUUGUGGCACAUUGCCAGCAAAAGACUGUUUUACUUUGUUGCUUUGUGCUAAGCUGGAUUUUGUUAGAAUUUGAUUUGCUUUUCCAACAAAUUUCUACCUUUUGUUCAUAUCGAUAUUUAUGGCACUCUAAUGACAAUAAAAACUGAUGUUCAGGGGUUUCUGCAGUCAACUGAACACGAUUUAAAAAUAGGGAUGGGUACCGAAUUUGGUACUUGCAAACCCCAAAAGCAGUGAAGUUGUCAAGUUGUGAAAAUGGUAAAAAAAAGGGAAGACAAUGAACCAACCUCGUCACGUCCGUUGUGUCCUGAGCAAGACACUUCACCCUUGCUCCUGAUGGGUGCUGGUUGGCGCCUUGCAUGGCAGCUCCCUCCAUCAGUGUGUGAAUGUGUGUGUGAAUGGGUAAAUGUGGAAGUAGUGUCAAAGUGCUUUGAGUACCUUGAAGGUAGAAACGCUAUACAAGUACAACCCAUUUAUCAUUUAUCAUUUAUUUUCAAAUCCUUUUAUCCUAUUAUGUUAGAUCCACUAUGGACUGGACUCUCACUAUUAUGUUAGAUCCACUAUGGACUGGACUCACACUAUUAUGUUAGAUCCACAAUGGACUGGACUCACAAUAUUAUUUUGGAUCCACAAUGGACUGGACUCUCACUAUUAUGUUAGAUCCACUAUGGACUGGACUCUCACUAUUAUGUUAAAUCCACUAUGGACUGGACUCUCAUUAUUAUGUUAGAUCCACUAUGAACUGGACUCUCACUAUUAUGUUAGAUCCACUAUGGACUGGACUCUCACUAUUAUGUUAGAUCCACUAUGGACUGGACUCUCACAAUAUUAUGUUAAAUCCACUAUGGACUGGACUCUCACACUAUUAUGUUAAAUCCACUAUGGACUGGACUCACACUAUUAUUUUGGAUCCACAAUGGACUGGACUCUCACUAUUAUGUUAGAUCCACUAUGGACUGGAGUCUCACUAUUAUGUUAGAUCCACUAUGGACUGGACUCUCACAAUUUUAUGUUAAAUCCACUAUGGACUGGACUCUCACUAUUAUG